Messenger RNA from Colossoma macropomum (tambaqui), 4898 nucleotides. It is a transcript of the gene spns2, whose product is annotated as spinster homolog 2 (Drosophila). Bases 270 to 1790 code for a protein of 506 amino acids. Gene Ontology annotation, biological process: lipid transport; sphingosine-1-phosphate receptor signaling pathway; transmembrane transport. Gene Ontology annotation, cellular component: membrane. The transcript has 13 exons. Gene Ontology annotation, molecular function: sphingolipid intramembrane carrier activity; transmembrane transporter activity. Lineage: Eukaryota; Metazoa; Chordata; Actinopteri; Characiformes; Serrasalmidae. The record is from RefSeq and is a predicted model, not a curated record.
CGCUCCGCCACUGCAUCGCCGCAGAAACAUGAAGUACGAGCGAGCUCCACUCCAGCUACCGACUCAGCAGCAGCUCCGCCACUAGAGCCGUCCACUCUCAGUCCAGCUUCCGCCGAGGAAUCUCUCUUUCUGCCUUUCUCUCUCGCCAUCGUCCAUAACACACCUCGCGUGCCCGGUACCGACAGCCUUUCUCUCUCUCUCUCCUCCAUCGCGUCUCUCUCUCUUUCUCUCCCUCACUCUCUCGGCCCUGAGAGAGAGAGACACCCGCCAUGUGCGUGGAGAGCGACGGUUGCGAGCUGGAGGCGUGCAGCAGUUCGGAUGAAGUCCGCACGCUCUCCGGGAGCAUGAGCGAGGCUCUGAGACCGAGCGCGCGGGAGCUGGGCGCGUGCUCUCCGGGACAGAAAUGCGGCGCCGCGCUCAUGCGCCUCCGCUCCCCCACCGCCGCCGCCGGCAUCCUCAGCUUCGGAAACGUCCUCAACUACAUGGACCGAUACACUGUAGCCGGUGUGCUGCUUGACAUUCAGCAACACUUCGAGGUAAACGAUAGCGGCGCUGGCUUGUUACAAACAGUUUUCAUCUGCAGUUUCAUGGUGGCUGCACCCAUUUUCGGUUACCUAGGCGACCGAUUUAACAGGAAAAUCAUUCUGAGCUGCGGCAUCUUCUUUUGGUCAGCUGUGACGCUGCUGAGCUCCUUCAUCGCCAAAGAGUACUAUUGGUUGUUUGUGCUGUCCAGAGGCCUAGUGGGCAUCGGAGAGUCCAGCUACUCCUCUAUCUCUCCCACCAUCAUCGGUGACCUGUUCACCAGCAACAAGAGGACCAUUAUGCUCUCUGUCUUCUACCUGGCCAUUCCACUGGGAAGUGGUCUGGGCUACAUCCUGGGAUCCAGCGCUAAGGAUGCUGCAGGGGACUGGCACUGGGCUCUGAGGGUGUCUCCCCUGUUGGGCAUGACCGCUGGAGCACUUAUCCUGCUCUUCGUUCCUGAACCCAAGAGAGGCAGUGUUGACCAGCCCAGCAGCCGCAUGAAAACCCGCACCUCCUGGUUCUGUGACAUGAAGGCCCUCGGUAAAAACCGGAGUUACAUGUUCUCCUCUCUGGCCUCAGCGGCCGUGUCAUUUGCGACGGGAGCAUUUGGCAUCUGGAUCCCACAGUAUCUGUUCAGAGCUCAGGUGGUGCAGAAGACCGCCGUGAGCUGCACUGUCCAGCCCUGCAGCAGCAGAGACAGCCUGAUCUUCGGGGCCAUCACUUGCGUGACAGGGCUACUGGGUGUGGUCAUAGGUGCAGCCACCACGCGGUUCUGCCGUCAGAAGACGGAGCGAGCUGACCCGCUGGUGUGUGCCGUCAGCAUGCUGGGCUCGGCCAUCUUCAUCUGCCUCAUCUUCGUCGUGGCCAAGAAGAGCAUCAUAGGAGCAUAUGUCUGCAUCUUCAUAGGAGAAACACUGCUCUUCUUGAACUGGGCCAUAACGGCGGACAUUUUAAUGUACGUUGUCAUACCAACCAGAAGAGCCACUGCUGUAGCCUUUCAGGGUUUCACCUCACAUCUACUAGGGGAUGCUGGGAGUCCGUAUCUAAUAGGCCUGAUAUCAGACGCGCUGCAGAAGAGCUAUGCUACGUCAGUGCUGUGGCAGUUCCUGAGCUUAGGCUACGCCCUCAUGCUCUGCCCCUUCGUCAUCGUCCUUGGGGGGAUGUUCUUCCUUGCCACCGCCCUCUUCUUCCUCGACGACCGAGACAAGGCAGAGCAACAGACGAAUCAGCUCUCUCUGCCUCCGUCUACAGUAAAGGUCACCAAGUGAGAGGAGGACUGGAGUGGAUGGACUGAAGAGCAAGCCGAAGGACUGAGAUGAAGAGAAGGAGGAAAAGUAAAAAAUAUAUAAAGUUUAACAGACCCACAGGAUACCCAUGCUGCACACCACCAUCACCGCCAACAUCAUCACCGCACAUCAACUUCACUGCUGCCAUUCUCUUUUAUCAGUCACAUGGAGGCUGACCUGAACUUGAGCCAUUAAGACACCUCGCUUGCCCAAGAAUGACCAAGUCCUGGGCAAGCGAAUGGGGUGGUGCAGCAUGGGAAAGGCAGCCAAUCAGCAGCUAUUGGGCAGCUUGCAUAUGGAAAUGUACAGUAAAGGGGUUUGCAGGCCCAAGGAGGGGUGGGUUGGGUGGGGGGUGGUCAAUUCUUUAGUGCCAUACUACUGAACACGGACACACUCUGUCCAGUCACGCUGCCUGUCAAUCUGCACCAAGUGCCAUAGCAUCACAUUCCUAUACGGGUCCAGUCCACACCUACAGCCAAGUGGAGCUCACUGAUAGGCCACAAUUGUGUAAAUAUAGAAAUGAAGGAAUCAGUGACCUCUGAGAAGUCUCACGGAUGACCGGCUGUUUGGUUAGCCUGCUUUAAUAAUGCCAACACAGGCAAAUGUCUGGUUCCCUGCUCAUUUACCUUCCCUGUGUCUUCUUUGCUUUUUUAAUCUAUUUGUCUUAGCACUUAUUGAUUUAAUGCAGUGCCAGUUAUUAAUGCAGUCAGCCAACAUAAUCCGCUCAUAUUUUUUGUGCUACACUUAUCUGAUUGUGUGUGAACAUGAAACCUGAGGUCUUUACCUAUGAUUGUUUCAGAGGGGUUGCUGGAUAAAAGUAGAGAAACACUGGAGUGUAAAUAUUAGAAUUUUUCUCAACUUUGUAAAUGAUUUUUUUUUUUCAAUCUUUCUACCAAAUUUUCACAAGUGAUGAAGAAUUACUACACAUUAGAAAGAAUAGGACAUAGACACCUCAACUAACAUGCCAAGGAGAAAAGGGGGAACAGAAAUGCUGUUGGGUAAAGCCCACUGGACGCCUUUCUUGUGAUAGUGUUUUCCUCAAUUCUCUAUUUUACGGAGGAUAAGAUUCACAAGCACCAGUCUAUAAUAAUGGUCAUCUUUGUGCACUGGGCUUUUUUACUCGUUCAGUCGUAGAUAUCCCCUUUCCGAAAGAGAGCCAGCCUGAAUAGGUGAUAAGAAUCAAGCUCAGUCGCGAGUUAAUUAGCUAAUGUAAUCCAUCCUUCUGAGGUUUAAGCCGAAUCUGUUGCUUUUAUUAAGGGACAAUAUUACAUUUGGGUUAUAUUAUCCAAAGCAAGUUGGGUUGUAAAAGCUUCAGAAUCAAAUCUAGAAAGGUGUUGACCACUUUUGAAAAAACCUUUCUUCAUAAACUUGGUAACAAAACUAUGAGAAGUCCACAGUUUGAGAGGCGAAUCUUGUGGAAAUAUAUGGAUUUAAUACUUUUUAACACUACACCGUAGAUGUGAAUACUAAAAAUAACCCUAAAUCAGCUGAAGCACUUUGCUUUUAAAGGAGAAAGGGGGGAAAUGAGGGAAAACUCACUAGAGUAGGCCAUGUUUACUCUUCUCUUGUGAAAAUAUAUAUUAUUGCUGAUUUCUUAAGUUCUUUGUAAAUGGACUUUGUAACAUAUGCAAUUUCAUAGAAUUGACAUCAUUUGCAGAUAUGAAAAGCUUUGAUAAAGGCAAUAAUUGAUAUAUUUUCACCUUCAGUUGAAGCUCUACUGAUCAGACGUUAAGCUUUUUUAAUUUUGGUGCAUAUCAGUCACAUUUUGAGACCUUCAGUUACCAAAUGGAAAUGACCUGUCUUUGAAGCCGUUUGUAUGGUGUAGUCGUCCUCUCAGAGACGAGCAGAGGUUCCACCUUUUUUCACAUUGAAAAAAAGGCAUCCUGCAUAUGGAUCGAGGUGUUGUUUAUUCCGGAAGAGAUCGGGGGGGGGGGACUAACAAAGCAAGCUCUGACAUCAUCUGUAUUGUGAAGGUGUGACUCACCACGGGGAUUGAGGGAUACCGUCCUUAUUUGCCAGUUAAAUUCUCAGAGCUUUCAUCAUGCCGGGUGAAAAGCUAUCUGAAUGUGAUUCUGUCCGAUGUGUUUACACAUGCAAAUUCAUUAUAAUUAAGCUUUUUUUUGUAUUAUCAUUCUUUUUAUGGAUGUCUUUUUUUUCUUUCUUUUUACAGAUAUUAGUUUUAUAUAUCUUAAUGCUAUAAAGAUGAACAAUUAUAUUAUGCAGCGAUUUUAAUAUAUUGUAAACUACAGCUUUGAUGCAAUGUAUUUAUUUGUUGUUUAUUUGUUACCGUUAGGAAUAUUUUACAAAGGGAAAAAAAAUGUUCUGAAUAUUAUAAAUAUUCAAUUUUUUGGGGUUUUGAAAUGAAUCUACAUGUAUCAUUGUCAGUGAAGAAUCCUGGAUAGUUUGUCAUCUCAAAGAACUGUACUUACACCACAAAACAGCACAGCACAGAUUUACUGCACACUCAAGUCCUCCAACAGGUUUUCUAGACCAAUGAAAUGUUACUUUUUUUAUUUUACAUUAUUUACAUUUUGCACAAGCAGUUGGGUGUGCCAUGUUCAGGGGUUGUUUUUCUUUUCUUUUUCCAAUCUGUUAGUUGUACACUGGCGUUUUGUAAGUGCUAAAGGGACUGUACCUAAGUAUCUAAGUCACGUUUCUCACUCAUGCGACAUGCUGUCUAUUUGUUCAGUCGUAGACGUUCUCUGUGAUCCUGCCAUUAAAACUGCAGGCCUGAGACUCAACACCAAAUUCAGAUCAUCAUCAAUGACACAGCCUGCUUAUUAGAACCUGUUUAUUUGCGAGACUGUUUUAAUGGAAGAGUCAUGGGGGUGAUGGUGUGUACUGAGAAUGUGUUCUUUCUUGUCAUACAAGAGUUCUGUACAAAACAAAUUGUUUCUGAUGUUGUGCAGAAACUAAAAAAGGGGAUUUUAUUUUUAAGAGCGAGCGUGAUGGAAAAGAACAAAUAGGUCAAAUAAAAGAAACCAUUAUUAUUGCUAUCUAGGAAGUUACUGUGAUGCUCCGUCUGGGAGCAAUAUGAGAUGUAAACAUAUAUGUCAAUGAUCAAAAUAAACUUAUUUAAUCAAAGCAAAA